This is a messenger RNA of Dendronephthya gigantea, 1214 nucleotides long. RefSeq lists its product as uncharacterized. The record is from RefSeq and is a predicted model, not a curated record. NCBI's taxonomy places the organism in Eukaryota, Metazoa, Cnidaria, Anthozoa, Malacalcyonacea, Nephtheidae. The transcript is spliced from 4 exons. The coding region runs from base 318 to 1013 and encodes 231 amino acids.
GGCUUUGGGUUAUGAGCAACCAAGGCUUUGGGUUAUUUGUACCAAAGUUUUGGGUUACGGAGGAUAGGAAGUGUACUGGGAAGUGGAGGACAGGAAGUGGACUGGGAAGUGGAGGAUAGGAAGUGGACUGGGAAGUGGAGGACAGGAAGUGGACUAGUGAAGGGAAUCCACGACGGUCGAAUUCUCACAAUUAAAAAGAUGAGGUCAUUCAUAAUCAAUAAUGUGAUUGGUUAAUUUAUUGCAAUAAAUACGCGUGUAUAUUGCGUAUAGCGUGAUUGUGUGUGGAAGCGGAACACUGAAAAUUGUGAACCAUAAGGAUGCUGACUAGUGCUGUACACCGGAACACAAAAGAACGGAUAAGCCGUAUAAUUGGAAGGGAUUGGGAUUACCUUGCCGGGCUUAUGGAUAUUCCUUACGCAGAACGCGAGGAGGUCAGAAACAAUUACACAAUGUACCCGGAUUUUACUUCUAAAGCGAAGAAAAUUCUGGAUGAUUUUAAUAGCAACGAUCAUUUUUGGCUACAUAUACUUGAAAAGUGUUUCGAAGAAAUGGGACUAGGCGACUUGAGAAGGGAACUGCUUCCUUUGCAGGAUGGGAACACGACUACGGCGGCUGUCAAUACAGAAAUUGGGUCCGGUGGUGAAAACGAAGCGGUUGAAAUUGUAUCAACGCGAAAUGAAAAGUCUGGAGUCGUAGGAACGGAACAAUUUGAAAUUACUCCAGAGAAAAACGUUGAGCCUCUCUCCCCCCGGGAAAUGUGCAGACUAAGUCAACGAGUUUCUGUUCACUGGGACAGUCUUGCUGGCCUCCUUGAAAUCGACAGUGAGGUUAGAGAAGAUAUAAGAGGAAACAUUUGUAUCUACCAUGACAGUCGGUCGAAAGCGGAGAAAAUUUUAUCGAUUUUCAACCGCAGGAGAGACUUUUCACGUAAAGCGCUGGCGGGAGGCUUGAAGGAGAUAAAGAAAAUGGACUUGAUUCGACCAGUGAUGACUGGGAAAUGGAAACAGUUGUGAUGAUCAAGCUUCCUUAAGAUGAGCAAUCUCAGUUCUUUGAAUGUUCAGUGGAUACUACUGACGAACCAGUUUCGAAAUUAUUACAAUAAUUUAAUAAUAACAAUGGUAAAAAUUCCAUAGGAGGCUGAUUCUGAAAACCAUCGAAAAACCGUGGAAAGAAAGAGCCUUAUCAGCCAGUAUUGUUACGAAAUAGUAGAGCAA